UUAACAGCGACUUUAUAAAGUCCAUAAACCAACCAAGAUGAAUGAAAAGGACAUUGAACAAGGUGGAGUCGCCGUGAUGCCGAAAACAGAUCUGAGUUGGAUUCCAAAUUUCUUUAAAAAGAGAGUGUGCACAACAUUUGUGGAGGACUCUUUCAGCAAUGGUGGUCUGUGUCAGUGUGGGUCCACGCGAGACACACACCCCUCAGUGGCCCUGGGCGAUAACUUCAGCACAGCCACGGUCAGUCACUGGGACAGCACACAGCACUCCUCCGAACAGCCCACAGACGCCUAUGGAGAGCUGGAGUUUGCUGGGACCGCCAAGAGACACAGCUAUUUUUUGCGUCUCUCCAGCACUGCUGAUUCUUCCAGGGUCUUCAAUAUCAUGAGGGAGCAUUGGAAACUGCCGCAGCCCAACCUGGUGUUGUCAGUGGUUGGUGGUGAGAAAAAGUCAGAGGUCAAGACCUGGGUGCGAGACGUGCUGAGGCAGGGGCUGGUUAAAGCUGCACAGAGUACAGGUGCGUGGAUCAUAACCGGAGGGUUGAUGGAAGGCCUCGGCAGGUGUGUAGGAAAAGCUGUGAAAGAUCAUGCCACCGCAACGUCUUCUGUCACUCUCAGUAAAGUGGUACUUAUUGGCAUCGCUCCCUGGGGCCUGGUGAGGAAUCGGGAACAGCUCGUCAACCCUGAGGGAAGUUUCCCCGCAAAGUAUUUAGUCAAAAACGGAGCACGGGACUCUUGCUAUCUGGAUAAUAAUUACAAGGCUUUCCUUCUGGUGGAUGAUGGGACCAUAGGGCGUAAAGGUGGUGAGGUUGCCUUCAGAGCCCGUCUGGAGGAUUACAUUUCACGUCAGCGCACAGGGAGUGCAAGUAUUAACAUUCCUGUUCUGAAUAUGCUGAUAUCUGGAGAAGCUUCCAUGCUGGAGGCAUUAGAUAUCUCUCUGAAGAAUUCCAUGCCCUGGUUGGUCCUGGCUGGUUCGGGAGGGCUUGCCAAUCUUGUGUGUGACAUCGUGGAGAACGUGCAAUCUGCUCCGAUGCCCUCAACUGGAGGAGCAGAGAAGGAGGAAGGGACUCCCAACAUGGAGCUUAGAGAACGAUUGGCGGAGAAAGUAAAGAUAUACUUCCCUUCAGAGCAGGAGAUGGACAAACAUGUUGACAGGGUUUUCAGCAUCUACCAAAACAAAGACCUCAUCUGCAUUUAUAACGCGGAACAGGAAGGAGUGGAGGAUUUUGACACUGUGAUACUUAAAGUCCUCGUUCAAGCGAGUAAAAAACAUGCUACGGGCAAUUCUAAUCCCUAUACUGAUGAGUUGAAGCUUGCUGUAACAUGGAACAGAGUGGACAUUGCCAAGAGUGAACUCUUCAAUGGAGACAUCGAUUGGAAGUACGAUGAUCUGAAAGAUUCCAUGACUGACGCGCUGAUAAACAAUAAACCCCAGUUUGUGCGUCUCUUCAUUGAUCAUGGUCUGAACAUUUUGAGCUACCUGACUUACGAAAAACUGGAAGAUCUUUACAACUCCAUCCCUGACAACAGCCAGGCCGGCAAACUGCUGCAGCAUAUCCUGAAGGAGCGCAGGAACGAGUCCAGCAAUGAUAAGAAAUACGGCAUUAGCAUUUAUGAGGUGUCCCAACUCCUGGAGGAUCUGUUAGGGGAGGUAUGCCAGCCCUUCUAUAAAUCUGUACUGAUGCUGGACAAAAGUUCUACCAAAAGAAAAGCUUUUAAGAAAGCAUGCCAGGUCCUGCAGGGGGAGUGUAGCUAUCGGAAGCAGCAAUGUCAGCACGCGUGGUUAUGUCUCUUCAUCUGGGCAGUGCUGCAGAACCGCAGUGAGAUGGCCAUCUUCUGCUGGGAAAUGUGCGGCGAGUCUGUACUGACGGCUCUGGGAGGAUGUAAACUGUUGAGGGAGCUGUCUAAACAGGGGAUUGAGACAGAGGCCAAGCUUUCCAUUAAGGAGUUGGCCCAGAAGUUUGAGAAUAUGGCUCACGAUGUGUUUAGCAUGUGCUACCAAACCAAAGCCAGUGAUUCCUUUAAGCUACUGAUUCGCAAGUCUGAUAUGUGGGGUGACGCCACCUGUCUGAAGAUGGCCAUGGCUGCUGACGCCCGUAUUUUCUUCAGCCACGAUGGAGUACAGUCGCUGCUGUCUCAGAUCUGGUGGGGUCAGAUGGAGAGAGGAACUGAGCUCUGGAAACUUGCUCUGACUAUGGUCAUUCCUCCUCUCUGCUACACCAACCUCAUCAAAUUCAGGUCAGUACAGGGUCACGCAGAAGACAAAUUGGUGAUGGUACCUCCACCCUCAGUAACAGACUGUCACCACACAGAAACUGUCUUCUCCUUCAAUGACAUCAAACACCACAGUGAAGCAGAGCAAGAGGAUCAUAUCAGACGACCAACAAAAGGUACCUUUGCACAUGUCAAACCUAAGGAGCCCUUUCUUUUUUCCCGCUGGAGGCAGUACUGGUACGCUCCUGUCACUUCAUUUAUCGGCAACGUUCUGAUGUACUUCCUGUUCCUGUUUCUGUACGCCUAUGUGCUAUUGGUCGACUUCAAGCCACCUCCCCCUUAUGGUCCUGCCCCUUCGGAGUACGUGCUGUAUUUCUGGGUUUUCACUAUCUUGUGUGAGGAGAUUCGAGAGGUAGGUGCCGACACGGAUGCUUCACUUGUAAAAAAUCAGCUUACAAGUGAUCAUUUGAUGCUGUAUGCUAAGGAUGUGUGGAAUAAGUGUGAUGUUCUUGCCAUCUCCCUCUUCAUUGCUGGUCUGUGCUGCAGGAUGUUCAAAUCGUCAUACAGCAUGGGACGUGGUAUACUGUGUAUUGACUACAUGGUCUUCACACUCCGACUCAUUCACAUUUUCGCUGUUCAUAAACAGCUGGGUCCCAAAAUCAUCAUACUUGUCAAAAUGAUAAAGGAUGCGCUCUUCUUCUUAUUCUUCCUGGCGGUGUGGCUGAGUGCGUAUGGAGUGGCCAAUCAAGCUCUACUAUAUACAUACGAUCCAAGCCCUACCAGAGCGUUUCGUCGAGUAUUGUACAGACCAUAUUUGUAUAUAUUUGGACACAUGCCUUUGGAAGAAAUAGACACUGGCGAGUAUUGGGAUAGGGACUGCACAGAUAAUGUCACAUUGAUUGAUGAAGGGAAAGAGCCAUGUAGAGACACCAGCCACAACUGGCUUGUGGUCAUUUUGCUGGUCAUCUUCCUACUGGUCACCAACAUCCUACUUAUCAACCUGCUUAUUGCCAUAUUCAGCUAUACAUUCACUAAGGUUCAGGAGCGCAGUGACACAUACUGGAAGUUUCAGCGCUAUAAUCUAAUAGUGGAAUAUCAUUCUCGUCCAAAUCUCGCUCCACCCUUCAUCAUCCUCUCCCACAUCAACCUCUUCAUCAAAAGAAACCUCUGCAAAAUGCCAUCCACCAAAAUCCACCAUUUUGCCGUUCAUUUGAAGGGUAGAGAGGCUAACAAGCUGGUGAAAUGGGAGACCUUGCAGAAGGAGAACUACCUGGCUCUCGAGAGCAAAAAACAAAAAGGGACCGACUCUGAGAGGCUGAAACGCAUGAAUGCUAAGUGA
Messenger RNA from Rhinichthys klamathensis goyatoka, 3550 nucleotides. Its product is annotated as transient receptor potential cation channel subfamily M member 4-like. Bases 38 to 3550 code for a protein of 1170 amino acids. The transcript is spliced from 25 exons. Gene Ontology annotation, biological process: calcium ion transmembrane transport. Gene Ontology annotation, cellular component: membrane. Gene Ontology annotation, molecular function: ligand-gated calcium channel activity; calcium-activated cation channel activity. NCBI's taxonomy places the organism in Eukaryota, Metazoa, Chordata, Actinopteri, Cypriniformes, Leuciscidae. The record is from RefSeq and is a predicted model, not a curated record.